This is a messenger RNA of Peromyscus eremicus (cactus mouse), 1703 nucleotides long. It is a transcript of the gene Zfyve27, whose product is annotated as zinc finger FYVE-type containing 27. The transcript has 12 exons. Gene Ontology annotation, cellular component: endoplasmic reticulum tubular network; growth cone membrane. Gene Ontology annotation, biological process: neuron projection development; positive regulation of axon extension; neurotrophin TRK receptor signaling pathway. NCBI's taxonomy places the organism in Eukaryota, Metazoa, Chordata, Mammalia, Rodentia, Cricetidae. Bases 181 to 1395 code for a protein of 404 amino acids. The record is from RefSeq and is a predicted model, not a curated record. Gene Ontology annotation, molecular function: metal ion binding.
UCCCGGAAGCGACGGCGGUGGAGGGGGCUGACGACUGUCUGGGACCUGUGACUUCGGAACGUCGGUGGGAGGUGGCGCGGCGUGGGGUGGGGCGGGCCUGAGGGAACGCUCCGGGGCUCGGUGGCCCUUCCGUCCCCCCUGGCCGUCCCUGCCCAUCUCUCCCCUGGGCCAGCGUCCGGGAUGCAGACAGCAGCUCGGGACCUGAGUGCGCCAGAGGUGAGCCCCGGCGUGAUGCCCGAGGUUCUCUCUGAGAGUCCACCUGCCCCGACCAAGUCCACAGCGUUUGAUCUUUUCAACCUGGUUCUGUCCUACAAGAGGCUGGAGAUCUACCUGGAACCCCUGAAGGACGCAGGUGAUGGUGUUCGGUACUUGCUAAGGUGGCAGAUGCCUUUGUGUUCCUUGAUGACCUGCCUGGGCCUCAACAUCUUGUUCCUCACUUUGAAUGAGGGUGCCUGGUACUCCAUGGGUGCCUUGAUGAUUUCGGUGCCUGCCCUGCUGGGCUACCUUCAGGAGGUUUGCCGGCCACAGCUGCCAGAUUCGGAGCUGAUGCGGAGGAAAUACCACAGCAUAAGGCAGGAGGACCUACAGAGAGUUCGCCUUUCCCGACCGGAGGCUGUGGCUGAGGUGAAGAGCUUCUUGAUUCAGCUGGAAGCCUUCCUGACCCGCCUGUGCUGUACCUGUGAGUCAGCCUACCGUGUGCUACACUGGGAGAACCCCAUGGUGUCCUCACAGUUCUAUGGCGCUCUCCUGGGCAUGGUUUGCAUGCUCUACCUGCUGCCUCUCUGCUGGGUCCUUGCCCUUUUAAACAGCACGCUCUUUCUGGGAAACGUGGAAUUCUUCCGAGUGGUGUCUGAGUACAGGGCUUGUCUGCAGCGGCGGAUGAACCCCCAGCAGGAAGAGUAUGCCUGUGAGAGUUCAGCACUGCAGGAUGCCGGGGGAAGGAGUUCUCUGCUGGACAGCACACCUGAUCCUACACCCACAGAGGACCUCACGCCAGGCAGUGUGGAAGAGGCUGAGGAGGCUGAGCCAGAUGAAGAGUUCAAAGAUGCAAUUGAGGAGGAUGAUGAGGGCACCCCGUGCCCAGCAGAGGAUGAGCUGGCCCUGCAGGACAAUGGGUUCCUCAGUAGGAAUGAGGUGUUGCGCAGCAAGGUGUCACGGCUUACAGAACGGCUCCGCAAGCGCUAUCCCACCAACAACUUUGGGAACUGUGCGGGCUGCGCUGCCACUUUCUCGGUGCUGAAGAAGAGGCGGAGCUGCAGCAACUGUGGGAACAGUUUCUGCUCUCGGUGCUGCUCCUUCAAGGUGCCCAAGUCCUCCAUGGGGGCCACAGCUCCUGAAGCCCAGAGAGAGACUGUGUUUGUGUGUGCCUCCUGUAAUCAGACCUUGAGCAAGUGAGAAGAGGAGAGAGAGAGGCCAGGCUCCCUCUGUCCCGGGGGCCACCAGUAGACCCUCCUCUCCCAACCCCGGUCCUCUGAGGCGUGUGCUGGGCAAAUGUAGCCUGACAGCUAGGUCCUUCCCGCCCACCCGCCCGUCCCCUGCUGCCUCCAGCUGGGCUGGUGACCCUCUAAGGCCCACGGGGAGAGGGGCCCCUGGAGCUGUUUGCCCUGAACCACCCUGUGCCCUGUUGACUCUGGACUGGCCAGAGAAUGGCUACCAGAGGGCGGAACUGAGCAUAGUCUGCUCUCAGCUGAGCUCUGAUGGUC